AUGCAAUCUGCACAAAUCAGAUCAGCUCGAAUAAUGAUGGGUAGGAGAAUAAUAAAGCAGCAUCAUAUGAUACAAGCUAUAAGAAAUUCUUACGACUUGACGAAUUUAUUACAGCAGUGCAAGGUCUCUGAUAUAAGCAAGGUCCAUUCUCAGAUCGUCACGGGUGGUUAUGGACGAAACCCAUUUGUCGGGACUAAACUCAUCGGCAGAUACUCUGAAUCUGCUUCCCCAAACAUGGAACAUGCAAGGAAGGUGUUUGAUGGUUUGUCUGAUCGAGAUGUUUUUUUGUGGAACAUGAUUAUUCAGGGCUAUGCUAACUCUGGUCCGUCUGUGGAAGCGGUGAACAUGUAUAAAGAGUUGUGUCGGAGUAGUGUUCUUCCUAAUCAGUAUACGUUUCCGUUUGUGUUUAAAGCGUGUGCAGCUAUGAGAGAUCAGAUUGCAGGCAUACUAGUCCAUGCACACGCUAUCAAAUUAGGAUUUGGCUUCAAUUUGUUUGUUGGGAAUGCUCUGGUGGCGUUCUAUGCCAAGUGCCAGAAUAUAGAUGCUUCCAGGUGUGCAUUUGAUCAAAUCUCUCCCAAGGACCUUGUCAGUUGGAAUUCCAUCAUUUCUGGUUACACCACAAAUGGAUAUUAUCAUGAAGCUCUUGUGCUUUUCCAUGCCAUUCAAAAGAGUGUCGAUUGUAAGCCGGACAAUGCUACUCUUGUCGCCAUUCUCCCUGCUUGCACUCAGUUAGCUUCUGUCCAGGACGGCCUAUGGAUUCACACUUACAUCUUGAAAAGGGGAAUGGAAAUCAAUGCUGCCUUGGGCAGUGGACUUAUUGCUAUGUAUGGAAACUGUGGUCGUCUUAAUGAUGCACGCUGGAUAUUUGACCGCAUAUUGAAUAAAACGGUUGUGGUCUGGAAUGCAAUCAUAAGGUGUUAUGGAAUGCAUGGCCACGCAGACGAGGCAGUUAAAUUAUUUUCAAGAAUGAUUGAAGAUGGUGUCUGUCCAGAUAGUCGCAUCUUCUUAGGUUUAUUAUCAACUUGUAGUCAUGCAGGUAUGGUCACAAGAGGCCGAGAGCUUUUUGAGAGCAUGGGAGAUUAUGGUGUUGAAAGAAGCAAUGAGCAUUAUGCUUGCAUGGUGGAUCUCUUGGGCAGGGCAGGAUUCCUCAAGGAAGCAAUGGAGUUGAUAGAAGCCAUGCCUUUGCAGCCAGGAAAGGAUGUAUAUGGCGCACUACUUGGUGCUUGUAGAAUACACAACAACAUGGAACUUGCUGAAAAAGUUGCAAAAAAGUUGUUUGUCUUGGAUCCUGAGAAUGCUGCACGACUUGUAAUUUUGGCGAAUAUGUAUGAAGAUAAAGGGAGGCUGGCAGAUGCAGCAAUGGCAAGGAAAAUGGUGAGAGAGAAGAAACUUAAAAAAUCAGCUGGAUAUAGUUCUGUGGAGUUGGAUUUUGUUUAUCAUACGUUUGGUGUGGAAGACGAGUCUCACCCAUUCACUGAGCUCAUUUUCGACACAUUGGAGAAGCUGUAUCAGGUUAUGGUUAUGGAAGACGAUCUCACACUUAUUUCUUGAAAUUCUUGGUCAAUGGCGGCGGAAGAGUGCUGGCAUUCUUGGUGUGCGAAACCAAAGAGGAGGCGGAUCUCUCUCUCCAUCUCCCCACAAAGCAUAUGCUUCCUCCCCAUGCACUGCAUCAUCUCCUACCAGAAGGUCUUUCUCGUCC
Messenger RNA from Daucus carota subsp. sativus, 1699 nucleotides. RefSeq names its product pentatricopeptide repeat-containing protein At1g08070, chloroplastic. The record is from RefSeq and is a predicted model, not a curated record. Gene Ontology annotation, biological process: RNA modification. Gene Ontology annotation, cellular component: intracellular membrane-bounded organelle. Gene Ontology annotation, molecular function: protein binding; RNA binding. The coding region runs from base 1 to 1551 and encodes 516 amino acids. The transcript has 2 exons. NCBI's taxonomy places the organism in Eukaryota, Viridiplantae, Streptophyta, Magnoliopsida, Apiales, Apiaceae.